Molecule: messenger RNA, 732 nt
Organism: Stegastes partitus (bicolor damselfish)
Lineage: Eukaryota; Metazoa; Chordata; Actinopteri; Pomacentridae
Product: acid-sensing ion channel 2-like
Exons: 2
Coding region: 1-732 (243 amino acids)
Biological process (GO): sodium ion transmembrane transport
Cellular component (GO): plasma membrane
Molecular function (GO): ligand-gated sodium channel activity
Source: RefSeq, a predicted model, not a curated record
AUGAUGGAUCUGAAGGAGAGCUGUGGCAGUCAGGGGAGCCAGGAGAGCUCCAGCCUGCGCCCCACCUCCUGGCAGGCCUUCGCCCACAGCAGCACGCUGCACGGCUUGCGCUUCGUCUUCCCGUACGGCCAGCCCAGCGCCCGCCGCCUGCUCUGGGCUGCCGCUCUGCUGACCUGCCUGGGACUGUUGGCCCUAGAGAGCGCCGAGCGGUUUGCCUACUUCCUCUCCUACCCUCACGUGACCAGCGUGGACGCCGUAGUGUCGAGCAGUCUGGUUUUUCCCGCCGUCACCAUUUGUAACCUGAACGCGUACCGCUUCAGCCGCCUCACGCGCAACGACCUGUACCACGCUGGAGAGCUGCUGGCCCUGCUGGAUGUGCACCUGACGAUCCCCCAGCCUCACCUCGCUGAGCCCGACGUGCUCGCCUUCCUGCAGGAAAAAGCCAACUUCACGGCCUACAGGCCCAAGGCGUUCAGCAUGAAGGAGUUCAUCGAGAGGGUAGGCCACGACCUUAAGGAGAUGAUGCUCUACUGCAGAUACCAGGGCCAGGACUGCAGCCACAACGACUUCAAACCCCGUGAGGGCGACUGGCAGGCGGGCAGGCUGGAAGGAAGGAAUGGAGGAGGAGAGCUCAGCUUGGACGUUAAUGUUAAAGCGAGCUGUGAGGAGGCUGCUGACACCCGGAGUGGUGCCGUCUCACGCCUGGCUGACUGCAUGAUGAGGCCAGAAUGA